Gasterosteus aculeatus aculeatus (three-spined stickleback) is the source of this 1443-nucleotide messenger RNA. RefSeq names its product stomatin-like protein 2, mitochondrial. NCBI's taxonomy places the organism in Eukaryota, Metazoa, Chordata, Actinopteri, Perciformes, Gasterosteidae. Gene Ontology annotation, biological process: mitochondrion organization. The record is from RefSeq and is a predicted model, not a curated record. Gene Ontology annotation, cellular component: mitochondrion; membrane.
GGGGGCGAUGUAGCGCGGUGCCGAAUGAAAGCUAACGCCGUCGAGAGCAAUGGGGACAAGUCUGGUUAUAACACCGUAACGUUUCUGUCACUGGUUAACCGGUUUCAUCUUAAGCAUGUUACGGACAUUGUGUCAGGCUGGCGGGUUCGUUUUUAAGAACUCCCAGCGGAUGGCGCCCAGACUUUGUGUCGCGCCGAUCCAGCAGCGAUGGGCCUCGCGCUUACCCAUGAACACCGUGGUGCUGUUUGUGCCGCAGCAGGAGGCCUGGGUGGUCCAGAGGAUGGGUCGCUUUCACCGCAUCUUGGAGCCGGGACUGAACUUCCUCAUUCCCAUACUUGACCAAGUUCGCUAUGUGCAAAGCCUUAAAGAGAUUGUUAUUGACAUUCCCGAGCAGUCCGCUGUGUCCCAAGAUAACGUGACUCUCCAAAUAGACGGAGUCCUUUUUUUGAGAAUCUUGGACCCUUUCAAGGCCAGUUACGGUGUGGAGGAUCCAGAAUAUGCUGUGACUCAGCUCGCUCAGACCACAAUGCGCUCAGAACUGGGCAAACUCACGCUGGAUAAAGUAUUCAGGGAAAGGGAGUCUCUCAAUUCCAACAUGGUCCACUCCAUCAACCAGGCGUCCGCCGAGUGGGGAAUCCGCUGCCUGCGCUAUGAGAUCAAAGACAUACAAGUUCCUCCCCGUGUUAAAGACUCCAUGCAGAUGCAGGUGGAGGCCGAGCGCAAGAAGAGAGCCACGGUGCUGGAGUCUGAAGGGACACGAGAAGCAGACAUCAACAUCGCAGAGGGUCGCAAACAGGCCCAAAUCCUCGCCUCCGAGGGGGAGAAGGCCGAGCAGAUAAACAAAGCAGCCGGUGAGGCCCAAGCUGUGUUGGCCAAAGCGGGAGCCAAAUCCAAGGCCAUUCGUCUGCUGUCGGAGGCUCUGGCCGAACAGAACGGAGGUGCGGCGGCGUCGCUGAGCGUGGCCGAACAGUACGUCUCCGCCUUCUCCAACCUCGCCAAAGAGUCCAACACCAUCCUUCUGCCCUCAAACACCGGGGACGUCGGUGGAAUGGUCGCACAGGCCAUGAGCAUUUACAGCAGGCUGGCCCAACCGAGUCCAAAGGAGAGCACAAAGACGGAGGCGGACGAGCCCGCGGCCCCGUCGACGCCGGCCCAGUAGCCGUGAACGCCGGUAAUGCUCAGGCUGCGGAGAGGAAGAGGUUCACCGCACAGAGCACAAUGGGCUGCGCUGUGUGCGCUCUGCGCCUGCGGCACAGGACGUCCUGUGACCGAGGGACCGCCGGCGGAUGAAGGGAGACGACGGUGCAGAGCAGGCGCAAGCCGGGAAACAUGAGCGCCUGAGCCACGGAUUAUGUCUCUUGUGUUGGUGCUUCCUCGUCUUAUGUGGCCGUUUACUGGCUCUGAUGUUGUGUAUAAAAUUAAAUAUUUUUUUUUUCAAACAAA